Dermatophagoides farinae (American house dust mite) is the source of this 1203-nucleotide messenger RNA. RefSeq lists its product as uncharacterized. Gene Ontology annotation, biological process: hemocyte migration. The record is from RefSeq and is a predicted model, not a curated record. NCBI's taxonomy places the organism in Eukaryota, Metazoa, Arthropoda, Arachnida, Sarcoptiformes, Pyroglyphidae. Gene Ontology annotation, cellular component: membrane. Gene Ontology annotation, molecular function: growth factor activity.
UGCAUUGGAUAUUUCAUUCGUUUUGCGUACAUUUUUUAUUUUUUAAUUCAACAAGAAGAGAGAGAGAGAGGAAGAGUCAAUGAAUCGGUGUCAUUGUUAUCAGUUUUCUUUCCUUUUUCUUCAUUUCUCUUCAUACUUUGAUAUUUGAAAAUGAGAACCGCCUGCCAUUCCCUAUAAUGAAGCAAAAAAAAUGGGAAAAAACAAAUUCAGGAUCAUACACACUGUGAUGAAUCCAUAUAAAAAGACUUUACACAGGUAAAUCGUUUCUCGGUUUAUUAUCAUCAUACAAUUUUAUUCUAUCACAUCGAUCGUUCCAAAUACAGAUGCUUCAAAUGGCAUGAAAUUAUCUGAAAAUAAUCAUUUGUAAUUUUGUGUAUGUGUUCUUAAAAUCUUAAUGAAAAAAAAACACAAUUGUGAUAUCAUUAUUGCCUUUGUAUUGUUGAGCUUAUAUUUUGUUGUUGUUGAAUGUUGAAUAAAAAAAAAUUCACAAAUAACCCAAUAAAAAUGAUCGCAUUCAAUUAUCAUCAUCAUCAUCAUUGUGAUUUAUUAUUCUUGUUUAAAAGUUUUAAAUUAUAUUAUGCAAUUAGUUUAUUAAUAAUGAUUUCCUGUAAUAUCUUUCUAUCUGUAUCAAGUAAUGAUGUUUCAAAUAAAAGAUCAAUGAUUACUGAAGAUUAUGCUAAAGCAUUUGAUCAUGGUGCACGUGUACGAAAUGAAGGUGCAUGUCAUCAACCAAAACCAAUGAUUAUUUAUGUGAAUAAAACUGAUCCAUCCAAAGUUCAUCUACCACGUGGAACAGUUUUACAUCGAUGUAGUGAUCAGACUGGAUGUUGUUCGAAUCCAAGCGAAAACUGUGUACCAAUCGAAAUGCAAACAGUAGAAUUAUAUUUUAUUACAAUCACAUUACAGGUACAAUCACCAUAUAAAAAUCGUCGUGUAAGGCAAAGUCCAAAAAUUGAAAAAUUAUUAUUCACAAAUCAUACGUUAUGUGGUUGUCGUGAAAGAAAUUCAUCCAAUGACAACGAUAAUAGUGAUUAUAAGGAUAAUGAAGUGGAAUAAAUGUUUUUUUUUUCAAUUUCAUUUCAUUUCAACGAAUUAAUGUGCCAUGCCAAACAAACACCAAAGAAUAACGAAUCUAGCCGUUUACGAAUUAUUAAUUAAUUUCUUCUUAUUUUUUUUGUCUCAAAAUCAUUAUUUGUAAAUAAC